GGCCAGGCUCUCAGGCUCUCGGGCGCUGCCUCGGCGAGCCUCGGCUUGGCUCGGCUCGGCUCGGUUUGCAGCUCGGGUGGGGGUAGGCAGCUAGUGUGACAGCGGCGGUGGCAGAGGCUGCGGCGCGGGGCUGAGCAAGCGGCGAAGGCAGAGCCGGUAAGAGGAGGAAGUGAAGCGGCGACCCGGAGCUCCGGAGUCCGCUGCGGGAGCAGGUCCGCCCAGAUUUGCAGAGUGAGGCGCGUCGGGACCUGGGCAGACUUCUUCGCGGUGCUCCGGCCGCUGGCGCCCCGCCUGCUCUGCCCUGCCCUGCUGGUCUGAGCCCCGCAUUCCGCGCCUGGACUUUCCCCAGCCCCGUGGUCCCGAGCUGCUGGGACAUUCGAGCCCCGGCCUUGAUCCGGAGCUCCGAGACGGGACGCGCCCCAUUACACUGACCCAUCUCCACCCGAGUAUCCUCCGCCCCCGGGUCGGCGCAAGGUGGCCCCAGCUCUCGGACCUGAGUGUAGAGGAGCCGGGACGUCCACCGGCCUCCGGGAGAACCAAAUCUUCAGCUGCCUUGGACCGGACUGCUCCGGACUUGAAACUGUACUGGCGCCGCCAGGGUCCAGAGCACCGUGAGUGGUCCCAAGCUGGCAGGACAGUCAGACUGAACCCCUGGGCUCGUGCCAUGAGCCGGAGCUGCCACCUCUCCGCUCUAGGUUAAGGACUUGGGAGUGUUUGUCCCAAGGAGAGAACACAGGGGCUUCUCCUGCUCCAGUCUCCAGCGAGCCGAGGUUGCAGCUCUUCGACUGAAGUGACAUCACCGUCUCUGUGGCCAGGACACCCUUGGAGUGCAGCCUGUAGCUAUCAGACCUUCUUCCAGCCAGGGGCCUCCAUGGGCGCUUGAGAGCCGGGCACCAGGGCCGCGGGCACGAGCAUGGUGAGACACCAGCCCCUGCAGUACUACGAGCCCCAACUGUGCCUCUCGUGCCUCACGGGCAUCUAUGGCUGCCGCUGGAAGCGCUACCAACGCUCACACGAUGACACCACACCGUGGGAACGCCUGUGGUUCCUGCUCCUGGUCUGCACCUUCAGCCUCACGCUCACCUGGCUCUACUUCUGGUGGGAAGUCCACAACGACUACGAUGAGUUCAACUGGUACCUCUACAACCGCAUGGGCUACUGGAGCGACUGGUCCGUGCCCAUCCUGGUGACUACAGCUGCCGCCUUCACAUACAUCGCAGGCCUCCUGGUCCUGGCACUAUGUCACAUCGCUGUGGGGCAGCAAAUGAACCUGCACUGGAUACACAAGAUGGGGCUGGUGGUCAUCCUGGCCUCCACAGUGGUGGCCAUGUCAGCGGUGGCCCAGCUCUGGGAAGAUGAGUGGGAGGUGUUGCUGAUCUCCCUGCAGGGCACAGCACCGUUCCUGCACAUAGGGGCCCUGGUGGCCAUCACCGCACUCUCCUGGAUCGUAGCAGGACAGUUCGCCCGUGCAGAGCGGUCCUCCUCUCAGAUCACCGUUCUUUGUACCUUCUUCGCUGUGGUCUUCGCCCUCUACCUGGUCCCUCUCACCAUCUCCUCUCCCUGCAUCAUGGAGAAAAAGGACCUGGGCCCCAAACCUGCCCUCAUUGGCCACCGAGGGGCCCCCAUGCUGGCACCAGAACACACGCUGAUGUCCUUCCGGAAGGCCCUAGAGCAGAAGCUGUAUGGACUCCAAGCUGACGUCACCAUCAGCCUGGACGGCGUGCCCUUUCUCAUGCAUGACACUACCCUGAGGCGGACCACCAAUGUGGAGCAGGUGUUUCCGGAGCUUGCCCGAAGGCCUGCUGCCAUGGUCAACUGGACUGUCCUGCAGAGGCUCAACGCCGGCCAGUGGUUCCUCAAGACUGACCCCUUCUGGACGGCCAGCUCCCUGUCACCCUCCGACUACAGGGAAGUCCAGAACCAGUCCAUCUGCAGCCUGACAGAACUCCUGGAGCUAGCCAAGGGCAAUGCCACACUGCUGCUUAACCUUCGAGACCCGCCCCGCGAUCACCCAUACCGAGGCAGCUUCCUCAACGUCACGCUGGAGGCCUUGCUGCGUUCUGGCUUCCCACAGCACCAGGUCAUGUGGCUGCCCAACAGGCAGAGGCCUUUAGUACGGAAGAUGGCUCCUGGCUUCCAGCAAACGUCUGGAUCUAAAGAAGCCAUUGCCAGCCUACGGAGAGGCCACAUCCAGAGGCUGAACCUUCGCUACACUCAGGUGUCCCACCAGGAGCUCAGGGACUACGCAUCCUGGAACCUAAGUGUAAACCUCUACACUGUCAAUGCACCGUGGCUCUUCUCCCUGCUGUGGUGUGCCGGGGUCCCAUCCGUUACUUCUGACAACUCCCAUACUCUUUCCCGGGUGCCUUCUCCACUCUGGAUCAUGCCCCCAGACGAGUACUGCCUCAUGUGGGUCACCGCCGACCUGAUCUCCUUCAGCCUCAUCAUCGGCAUCUUUGUCCUCCAGAACUAUCACUUGAUCAGGUGGCGCCUGGGUGGCAUACGGAGUUACAACCCAGAGCAGAUCAUGCUGAGUGCCGCCGUACGCCGGACCAGCCGGGACGUCAGCAUCAUGAAAGAGAAGCUCAUCUUCUCAGAGAUCAGUGAUGGCGUGGAAGUCUCUGAUGAGCUCUCCAUGUGUUCAGACAGCAGUUACGACACCUAUGCCAACAGCACAGCCACCCCCAUGGGCCCUCGAAGUGGUGGCAGCCGUGCCAAGCCCCUCACAGAACGGGGCGGGCAUUAGCUGACAAUCUGCCUAUCCAACUUACACCUAAGAUAGAAUCUAGGAGAGAGAAAGAGCUGACAGAAACUGCACCUGGAGUGCCUGGGAGCUGGCUCCACAGCCUACUUGUGUGCUCCAAGCUCAUUUGACAGUUCCAGCCUCUCUCUCGGGGUGCCCCUCUCCGCUGGGUCUCAGCUAGACCAGGACUCCAGCCUCUCAGAUGCCCCUGCAGGCCUGGGGCUUUUCAUCCAGGAAUUGAGGGCCUGGUCUCCUGGUCCACUCUCACAGCCAUCCUUGGCUUCCCAGCCUGGAAGGUUUGGUAAGUGGGGCUGUGCCAUGUGCCUCAUGAGAGUAG
Messenger RNA from Acomys russatus (golden spiny mouse), 3080 nucleotides. RefSeq names its product glycerophosphodiester phosphodiesterase domain containing 5 (gene Gdpd5). The record is from RefSeq and is a predicted model, not a curated record. Gene Ontology annotation, molecular function: glycerophosphodiester phosphodiesterase activity. The transcript has 18 exons. Gene Ontology annotation, cellular component: plasma membrane. Bases 914 to 2746 code for a protein of 610 amino acids. Gene Ontology annotation, biological process: lipid metabolic process; positive regulation of neuron differentiation. Lineage: Eukaryota; Metazoa; Chordata; Mammalia; Rodentia; Muridae.